Funneliformis mosseae is the source of this 260-nucleotide messenger RNA. The record is from the annotation of a GenBank genome assembly. NCBI's taxonomy places the organism in Eukaryota, Fungi, Glomeromycota, Glomeromycetes, Glomerales, Glomeraceae.
UUCCUAAGUACAAUAAAGACUAUGGAGUUACAGGAUCCAAAGAAGCUUAUGAAAAAGCUACACCUGAACAAAUACAAGCAACUAAAAAUGCCUUGCAACCAAACUCAGAUAAUAUCAUUAUUGAAAAGGGCAAAAUUAUUGCUAAACUGCGUAAUGAAAGUGAGAAAUGGGAGGAUGAUGUUCCUUCUUAUGCCAAUGACUAUAGUGAAUCUGAACUUGUGAUAAAUGUGUUUUCUAAAACCAAAUUGCAAAAAUAUUGA